Oppia nitens is the source of this 427-nucleotide messenger RNA. RefSeq lists its product as uncharacterized. The transcript has 2 exons. The coding region runs from base 86 to 427 and encodes 113 amino acids. The record is from RefSeq and is a predicted model, not a curated record. NCBI's taxonomy places the organism in Eukaryota, Metazoa, Arthropoda, Arachnida, Sarcoptiformes, Oppiidae.
GUCGGUUGAGGGCUGGUCUGUCAGACAAAUCUAUAAUCAACCUGAAGAAGUUAUCAGUGACAAAGAGUUGGAUGAGGCAGAGGUGAUGGCAGUAACGCUAUCAACGACCAAAAAACCGUCCAAAACUAAAAAGCCACCGAAAAGUCCAUCAAUCAAACCGGUCAAACUUCCGGCCGAUAGACCACAAAAUACUGGAAAACCAGCAAAAGGUACCCCAAAACCAAAGCCAGGAAAAAAUCAACAAAAACCUACCAAACAAUCCAAUAAACCAGUGAAGGCUUCCACUAAUAAUCCAGGAAAAGCCUCGUCAACCAAAAAAUCUAAAGUACCGCCAAAUAAGUGGGGACAGCCUAAUCAAAAUAAUCUCAAUAAUAAAUCCACUAAAAAACCAUUUGUUUUAGAUUUGACCGAAAACUUUAUACCAUAA